AUGAGGUUCGGAGUGGAUGUGCUGAUUUUUCGACCGAAGGCUCCUUUAAUCACCUUGUUCGGCGAACGACUUACAAAACAAUUUCUGUCCGAGUCCAUCAGCACUCUCGAUAAUGUCAUCUUCGCCCUUUCACCGCUAGGGGUCCUGACUGCCGUGGUGUCGGUGAUCAGGAUCUGUGGAAGUUCUUCCCUCAGGGCAUUCGUCGGACGAGCACAAGAAGGUCCUGCCGAAGCCGAAAGCGAACUCCUUCCUUGCGUCUCUGAAUCCACUGCGGAGCUCUUCAACGAUGGGGGCAUUACGCGAGUCUUUGGCCGGCCCAAGAUCGUGGAGAUAGUUGCUUGGGAGGAUGUGGACCAUAAGACCGGAGAAAAGGCGACAAAGAUUGGCACUUUGAAAGAUGCCCUUGAAGAAAAGGCUUGGUCUUGCAAUAGCAAAGUUCCACCUAGUGAACUGCCUGAACUGGACAUCCCUAAUCUGUCAUUGAACAAGGGAAUCAAGAGGAGAGAUCAAUUUUGGUUUCAUUGUGCUGCAAUACUUGGUGGUGUACUGCAGACUGGCACUAUUAUGUACGCUACACUCACAGUGUUUGUAUAUCCCCAGCAUUUCAAGAAAGACGACAAAGCUGUCGCCUCAUACGCAUUUCCACUCUAUCUCAUCGGGACAACUCUUCUGUUUUUCGGAAUGUUCUUCUGCGCGUUCAUUAUGGAACGUUCCUCAAAGGAGUUCUAUCUCAAAGCAGAAAGGCCAAGCAAGAUAUAUUGGCUGCAGCCUGGUAAUCAAGAUGUGGGUGACCAGGUCUUCAAUGCUUUCUUGGCCGUCAAUGAAGGGCCGGAGUCUUCAAUGACCAAGAAACUUCGUUAUAUCAAAUCCAUCAGAGAUCGAAGAUUUGACAGGAAGUAUUUGGAGAUUUACUCUACCCUCGCAUCGACAAUUUUGGGAUUCGUCUUCCAGUUUAUCGGACUGAGAGGCCUCCAUGCGUCUGUCAUCCUAGCCCAGCUUGGAUCGACAUUACUAAUGUCCAUUAUACGUACCUGCCUGCGCACAGAGAGAAUGGCACCAGACGAAAACAAAAUGAAGGAUGACCGGGAUCUCAUGGGUCAUAAACAGCAGGAACUAGACUUCUUCGCCUUUUAUCUCGAGAAAGUCGAGUACUUCAAUAUGGUCUCGCUGCCUGAUCGGCCGGCCACGAUGCCUUCACCAAGUUUCAUUCCUCACAUUGAAGCGCCAUUGGCGAGACAGUUGAUUCGGACACGGACUCAGCUGGCCAAUCUCACAUCCAACUCGAACCAGAGUUCAAAUGCUACCUGGGACGACAUGCCUAUUCGACGAAUGGCUCACAACCUCGCACAAACGAUCGAAUCGACGAUGGAUUUGAUCUCCGGCUGGGGUGUUGACCUCGGGAAGACCUUUGAGUUCCGACUUGGCUUCGAGUGCAGAUGUGCUUCUCCAGGCUCUGUCACCCAAUCGCCGGGAACAUAUUCCAUUGGUCUCAUGCGUUGUGGUGAUGCUCUUCGAUGGAAAAUGGAAGUCAGCGAGAUGGAAGCGAUACUAGGUCUAUGGACCUGGUCUCUGUAUAAGUCCAGCGAGGAUUGCAGGUUUUCGAGACUCUUUCGUCUUGUUGGUCUAAGUGAAGAAGAGGCAAGCAAGGAAGAGACUUACCUUUACUUCCACAAAUGGAUAUUCCGACAAACAGAGGCCCGACUGAUCUCAUCUGACCUGAUUGAUGACUCCCGGCGAUUAUUCGGGUUUGAACCUAAGGAAGGUCUUCCCUUAGGGGAUCUUCUCGUUGUCAGGACUGAGAAUGAAGUAGAGGCAAUGGCUGCCCAAGAUAUCUUCAUUCAAUUUCUCAAAGAAGUUUGCCUUAGCGUGAAAGAGCUGGGCGGGGAAGUCGAUGUCGUCUCUGGUAUACAGAACUCGCUUUUGGGUUCCUGUACGCGAAUCGAUGAACUGGUAUUCUGCUUUGAAGCCCAUUCUCUUGGAUCAAGGGAGGAUGCAUUACUAUGCAUUGUUCCUGUCCUGAGGGACCGAAACCUUUUGCCUGACCUUGCAGCUGACUGCCCUAAAGUCAGAGCGCGGAGAGAACAGCUCAUACGCCAGGGAAAAUGGCAAAAUGUCUUUGCAUUGCUUCGUUGGCUCUGCCAACGGUCAGAAGGAUCCCAAUUCCAACGAUCAGUCUAUGAGUUAGGUUGCCUUUGCCGCCGAGCAUUGUUGAACAACAGCGAAACUGUUCGCAAGGAAGGGUUCGCACAACUUUGCAAGCUUCUCAACUCAGAUAUUAGAGAGGAGUUUCUUCAAGCUCAGAAAAUAUCGCUACCUUCUGAUUUGACCGUGUCACAAGAUCGUAUGGACUGGUGGCGCUCAUUCUCCAGCCAACUAGGCUGGACAGCAUGGUGUAUUUCAACGAAAGUACCGGGAAUGAGCUUCAUGCAGCCAGCUUUGAAGUCGCUCAACGCACCGGAGAGCUUGCCUGGUCUUGUCGGCACCGGCCAGGAUCUAGAAGCCACCCAAGCGGGCAUUCGCGCUAUGCAAGAUUGGCUCACGCUGCGGGAUUUUGAUAAUACCGGGUUCAAACGCUCAGGAGAAGACGAGGAUGACCAGUGGUGCUUCGAUUGGGCCAUCGAAAACAAAUACCACGGCUUGCUUUAUUUUCUUUUUUUGAAAUGGGUGGAACUGAGUGAGGACAUUCCGGUCCUUAUCGCAGUUGCAUACUAUCUUGCAGCCAACAAGCACUCCCACUUUGCUAUGCAGAUCCUUCUUCGACAGGGUACCGAUAUUGACUCCCCUGAUGUACAAGGCUGUCCCGCGUUGUUCAACCAAGCGGCAGUUGGAAAUGUGGAGGGGGUAGUAAUGUUGCUGGACAAUGGCGCCGAUCCUAAUGGCAGUAACAAAGCUUCCCACGCAAGGCCACUGAUCGCAGCCGUAUAUGGAGGGCAUAUUAUGACCACGGCAUCGCUUCUUCAAUACGGGGCUAACGCGAACAUAUUAGACCAGCAUGGAAUGACAGCGCUGUGGUGGGCAAUGGCCAGUGGCCAUUUUGAUAUUGUUGAGUUGCUUUUAUCCAGUGGCGCAGGGACAGAGUCAGUCGGUUCCGAUGGCUUGACACCACUUCUUUGGGCUGCCACGGGGGAAAAUCUUGCUGCCCUCGAGUUGUUGAUAAAGCAUGGAGCGAACAUCAAUGCUCAAGAUACCACCGGGCGAACUGCACUUAUGCGGGCAGUGUCUAGGGAUCGUUCUCUGCCAGUGCUUCGGCUACUGUUAGACGAAGGAGCUGAUGUUCAUAUGGAAGAAGAGAAGGGGCGUACAGCCCUGGAUAUGGCAAAAGAAAAGAACUUCCAUGAGGCUAUACCCAUACUGGAGGGAGCCAUCAGUUCGUAA
Messenger RNA from Penicillium egyptiacum, 3375 nucleotides. Lineage: Eukaryota; Fungi; Ascomycota; Eurotiomycetes; Eurotiales; Aspergillaceae. The record is from the annotation of a GenBank genome assembly.